UUAAUCUCUACGCUUCUCUCUCUGCAAUUACUCCUUGAGAGCAUCUCUUUCUAGAACAUUGAGUGUUGCUGACUUGAGCGUCGGAGUGUUUACCCCGAGGAAACAACCUCGGGAUUUUCAGGUGUAGAAGCAGCGGAGGACUUCAACAGUGUUGAACUGCGAAGCUGCCGAAACAUUGGCGCCAUCUGUGGGAAUACAUACAAGGAGUCGUGUAGCUUUACUUGCUGAAAGAUAAUAUGGUUCGUACCUUUACAGGAGGUCGCCCUCCAAGAAAUGAAAUGGAUGAACAGGAGGACACUCACGUAUCUGAGCCCGGCUUGAAUGACUUUAGGCCAAUGCCAAGAAAUCUUUUUGUAGGAGGAGCCGAACAGGAUCACCUAAGUGAGACAGAUGAUGAAAGAACACCAACUGGGUCAACAGAACCUGCUCGGACAACCGAGCUCGAAGAGAGAACUAGAGUUCUCAAAAUGGCAAUGGGUAAAAUCCUUGCCCGUUUAAUUCUUGAUGACCCCUUGAUUCCUUUGCUGAACAGAGAAGCGCAACCGGCCGCGGUUAUUGCAACUCGAAACUCCCCCGCUCUCAGCAACAUAGUAGUGCCGACUAGGCCAAGGGGAAGCGGGAAGUUGAAUAUCGAGCCCAGCUCGUCCAAACAUAGUGAAGAACUGAUGAGAAAAAACACAGACCUUGAAAGACAGUUGCGGGACGUACAAAAAUCUAUUGACGAGCUGAAAAGUCCCAGGUCGCAUCAACAGACUUUGGAUUUGGAUAGUGCACCACUAAACUUGUCCAUUACGGUGGAGCCGUAUCAAGAGGGAUUCAAAAUUCCCCACCUGGAGACAUAUGAUGGCUCGGGUGACCCUGAUGAACAUCUGCACACCUAUCAAGCCAUCAUGAGAAUCCAAAACGCCAAUGAUGCUAUGAUGUGCAAAGUGUUCCCAGCAACACUCAAGUCAACAGCCAGGAGAUGGGAUUACAUGCAGCGGUUCAACAAAGCCACCUUGGACAUUGAUAACAUCCCAGACACGAUCUGCUUGUCCGCCCUGUUACAUGGGUUGAAGCGUGGCCGGUUUCCAGACGACCUGCUUGAAAACCCACCAAAGACGUGGAACGAGGUGAAUGACAGGUCGGCCAGCUUUAUACUGUCAGAGGACUUUCAGUCGUCCAAGCGACGAGCUGAUGACAAGCCGAGCAAAGGCCAGGAACAACAACCGAGAAGAGAAGAGAAGAAGAAACAGAAGGUCAGUGAGCAAUGGGGGAAACUAGCGGAGUUCCCGAAAUAUGCCAAUUACAUUCCUUUGACCUUACCCAGGUCUCAAAUCUUGGCACAAAUCCAGCACUGGGUUAGGAGACCCCCACCCCCAUUGCAUGAUUCCCCUAAGGCAGACAAGAGCAAGCAUUGUGACUACCACCGUGUAUAUGGUCACAAUACAGAGGAUUGCCAACACUUGAAGGACGAGUUGGAGUUUUUAGCUCGUAACGGGAAGUUAGAAGGGUAUGUUCAGAAGCCUCACACCCAGCAACCCACUCAAACCCAUUUCGUGCAGGCAUACGACCGACCUCAAGGGCAGAGGUAUCAGCACGGAGGGACGCAGGAUGUAUAUCAGGAUAACCAGUACCCUUCUGAGCAGGGCAGAGCAUACCGAGGACGUCCGUUCAACAGGCGAGGACUGGGGCCGAGAACUACCGCCCCGAAUAAAAAAGACAGGAAAGGGGUAGGUUAUGCGGGGAUACCCCCACCCUCUGGAACCAUAAACAUGAUAUCAGGUGGUGUUCACUCUAGGGGCCAAAGCGCCCGAGCUCGCAAGGCAUACGCCCGACAGGUGAUGACUGUAAACAAAAAUAGACCCUUGAAACGGCCAUUUGAGGAAGCAGAAUGGGAGAAUACACCUAUCACAUUCAGCCCGGCAGAUUACAAACGAGCAGAAGCAGAGCCUGACAUUAUGAUGCCUCAUGCCGAUCCCUUUGUGGCAACAGUUCAUAUAGGCAAUCAUAAUGUCAAUAAGGUGUUUAUUGACACUGGUAGUUCGCCAGAUAUCCUGUACUGGGGUUGCUUCCAGAAGAUGCAGCUAAAUCCGAGCUCGCUGCAGAAGCACGAAGGGCCAAUAUACGGGUUUGAUAACCAGCCUGUCCCGGUCGAGGGAGUUAUCACUCUUCCUAUAUAUGUCGGCUCAGAACCGCGCUUCAGGAUGGCUUCCGUCACCUUCUUGGUCGUUAAGAUGGAAUCAGCUUUCAAUGCUAUAUUAGGACGAGCCACCCUGUGCGAGCUGAAGGCUGUCAUCUUGCAACCCCAUCUCUGCAUGAAAUUCCCAACUCCUCAGGGAGUAGGAGUGCUGCAGGGGAAUCAAAAGAUGGCUAGAGCCUGUUAUCAAGACACAUUCAAGAAGGUCGAGCUCGCCGCACCCCUAGCAUGUGCUGAAGGCCGCAAGCCAACCCAGCUCGCUCAGCAAACAAUGAGCAUUUCAGACAUUGAACACCGACCUGAGGGUGUCGAACAGAAAGCAGAACCAGUGGAGCCGAUAGAAACGGUCCCUCUAAACCCUAUUGUGCCAGAGAGAACGGUCAAGAUUGGCACCAAACUCACAGAGGAGGAACGGGCAGAGCUCCUGGAGUUUUUGAGGGACAAUCAAGACGUGUUUGCGUGGACUACGGAUGAAAUGCCGGGCAUUCCCGCAGAGUUGACAGUCCACAAGCUAAGCACAGACCCCACUAAAAGGCCAGUGGUGCAAAAACGUCGCCUUUUUGGCCCCGAGAAACAAGCUGCAAUUGACGAAGAGAUACAAAAGCUGCUACAGGCAGGUUUCAUUAGAAGAGUGGAGUACUCUGAGUGGGUAUCUAACCCCAUGCUCGUUAAAAAGCCAAAUGGCAAGUGGAGGAUGUGCAUUGAUUUCACUAAUUUAAAUGAGGCGUGCCCAAAAGACGCUCAUCCUUUGCCAAAUGUUGAGAAGCUAGUAGAGCAGGCAGCCGGACAUGAGCGGAUGAGUUUCCUGGAUGCCAGCUCAGGUUAUCACCAGGUUCAGUUGUUGUUGGAAGAUCAGGAGAAAACGGCCUUCUACGCUGGUGACGCGAUUUACUGCUAUGUGAUGAUGCCGUUUGGUCUGAAGAAUGCUGGUGCAACAUAUCAGAAACUUGUACAAAUCAUUUUCAAGCUCCAGAUCGGCAAAAACAUAGAAGUAGAUGUGGAUGACAUGAUAGUCACCAGUGUACGGGCUGAAGACCACAUAGGCGACCUAAGGGAGACCUUUCAAAACUUGCGCCGAGCACAAAUGAAGCUGAAUCCCCUGAAAUGCACAUUUGCUGUAGAGUCAGGAAAAUUCUUGGGAUAUGUGGUAUCCAAGAAAGGAAUUGAAGUAAAUCCAGAAAAAGUUGAGGCUGUUCAGCAAAUGGAGCCGCCAAUUGCGCUGCACAGAUUUAUAGCCAAGUCGGCAGAAAGAUGCCUUCCAUUCUUCAAGGCCCUGCGAGAGCCCAAGAACUUUCAAUGGACCGAUAUGUGUCAGCGGGCUCUUGACGAGCUCAAACGAUACCUAGCGUCAGCACCCCUGCUGUCCAAGCCUGUGGAAGGGGAGAGUUUGUACCUGUAUUUAGGGGUUACAGCAGAGGCGAUUAGCUCGAGUGCAUCUCGGCGACUAAAGAAGAAAAAGCACCCGAACAACCAGUCUGGGUCUUGUACGUUGAUGGAGCCUCUAACGUUGAAGGAGCGGGUGCAGGGGCUGUGCUGCCCUCAUCUACGGAUUGAAGUUGGCGACGAGCUGAAGGCACUGAGCAUUCAGGUUUUUAGCGACUCUCAGCUCGUUGUAGGCCAGGUGAAAGGCAGCUAUGAAACGAGGGAUCCACAGCUUGCUCGUUAUGCCUCCGUGGUUAGCAGAUUAAAGGCAAGAUUUGCAUCUUUUCAGAUCGACAAAAUACCCAGGGCGGACAAUCAACGAGCUGACGAGCUGUCUAAGUUGGCCUCCUCCACAGACCCCUGUUCACCGAGCUGGACCACCCCGCUCAUAAGUUAUCUGCAAAGUGGCGAGUUACCUGAAGAUCAAUCCGCUGCAAAAUUGAUUAAACGCAGGGCGACACAUUUCACUUUAUUAGAUAACCAGCUCUACAAACGAGCAGCCUCUAUGCUCCUAUUACGCUGCCUUACUCCUUACGAAGCUGAAUACGUUGUGAGGGAAGUUCACAAAGGAGUAUGUGGCACGCACAUCGGUGGCAAAACUUUAGCUCGGAAACUACUAAGGCACGGUUAUUACUGGCCCACUAUGGUCGAGGACGCACAGAACUAUGUCAAAAAGUGCCUGACCUGCCAAUUCAAUGCCGAUGAUAUUCACAAGCCAGGUAUCCGAGCUCGUUCUACAGCUUAUGCUAACCUAGUGACUGUCUAUGAACUGAGCAUAAGUACCUUUCUUGAAACAGGGGAAAUGCUAUCAUCCCUUACGUCUCCCUGGCCUUUUGCUCAAUGGGGUGUCGACCUGCUCGGCCCUUUCAUCAAAGGCAAAGGAGGCUGCACUUUUCUGGUCGUCGUAGUGGAUUACUUCACUAAGUGGAUAGAAGCUAAACCGCUGUCCACGACAAUAGAAAGAAAAAUAGAAGAAUUCUUGUUCAAUUCAAUAUUGUGCAGGUAUUCUUUGGUGACCGAGGGUAUAAAUAAAAUAGAUGCAAACGUGAUUUGCAGCUCACCUUGCUCAUCUGUGUGGGGGUUCGGCAUACCUAAGCGGAUUAUCGCUGACAAUGGGCCACAAUUUCGAGCAGCAGCACUGAGGUCGUUUUGUAACGACUAUGGCAUUGAGCUCGCCUUGACAUCUGUGUACACUCCACAGUCCAAUGGGCAAGCCGAGUCCGCCAAUAAAAUCGUCUUACGGGGACUCAAAACGCGUGUUUUGGCUGCGCAUACUAAUUGGGUUGACGAGCUCAAUAAAGUGCUGUGGUCAUGUCGUACUACACCUAGCUCGGCCACAGGCGAAACCCCGUUCAAUCUGGCAUAUGGAGCUGAGGCUGUUAUCCCCGUCGAGGUCGGAUUGCCAUCCGAUAGAUCAGAUCGUCAUGACGAUCAGAAUAAUGAACAACUCUUAAGAGAAAACCUAGACCUUGUGGAAGAAAUCAGGGAGAUGUCCCGAAUAAGAAACAUGGCACAUCAAAGUCGUGUCGUAAAAUUUUACAAUAAAAGAGUUCGAGCUUGCCAGUUUCAAGUCGGCGAUCUGGUCCUACGUAAAGCUGGGCUAACUAACACCCAUUCGUACAUGGGCAAGCUCGCUCCUAAUUGGGAAGGCCCUAUAUGGUUGUUCAGGUUAAAUGACCUGGCUCUUAUGUAUUAGUAGAUAUACAGGGACGUCACUUGCCUUACAUUUGGAACAUAUAGAAUCUAAGAAAAUUUUACAGUUAAC
Molecule: messenger RNA, 5366 nt
Organism: Rubroshorea leprosula
Lineage: Eukaryota; Viridiplantae; Streptophyta; Magnoliopsida; Malvales; Dipterocarpaceae
Source: the annotation of a GenBank genome assembly